Nymphalis io (European peacock) is the source of this 4878-nucleotide messenger RNA. Its product is annotated as receptor-type guanylate cyclase gcy-12. Bases 867 to 4655 code for a protein of 1262 amino acids. Gene Ontology annotation, biological process: protein phosphorylation; intracellular signal transduction; receptor guanylyl cyclase signaling pathway. The transcript has 15 exons. The record is from RefSeq and is a predicted model, not a curated record. Gene Ontology annotation, molecular function: peptide receptor activity; protein kinase activity; ATP binding. NCBI's taxonomy places the organism in Eukaryota, Metazoa, Arthropoda, Insecta, Lepidoptera, Nymphalidae.
CACAGAUAAUAAACUAGCUGUGCCCGCGGUCUCACUAGCGUAUAACUUAAAAAAAUCACUGAGCAGACUUAUAAUAUUUCAGUAUAUACACAAUUUUUAGUUUUAUUUUCGUGAAAUAAUAGUAUUUAUUCGGUUUUUGCCACACCCGGAUCUAGAUAGGGCAAUAUACAAUUGGAAUCAUACAUGAGAAAAACAUCAUUCCCUUAAAUCUAUUCCGACAUACUUGAAUGUCUUUCUCUGUACUUUAUUUAUUGACUUGUGACAAAUCGGACACCCACGUAUACGUAAGCAUAAAUAAAGCAUAAUUAUGACGACUCAAAUACACCGUUUAUUUUCCGUAAUAUGCGUGCUACAUUACAUUACGCUGCUACGUACGUACGUACGUACGAAGACAGCACCAGCAGAGAAACUCGACUUAAACGUUCCUUAAGAAAUGCGCAGACGCGAUGAGGGUCGAGCGACCCCGCACUAUCCCGAACGCUGCCGGUCGGCGGUCCCAGUAGCCGGCGAUCCGGCGGCGCGACCUGCUGCCCAGCGUGUAGGUUCGCGCGCCUCUGACGGCCGACGAGGCCUCACGCCGCGAACUUUGCUAUACAAUGUUUCAGUGGUAUCAGUAAUGCGAAAUCGCUCGUAACCAAUUCCGAUCCUUACGUAAUAAUAAUUAUUGUUGUGUGAAAUACGCCUACGUUUUUAUUUAAAGAAUAUAUGUCUGAGCUUCCAUACAACGUGUUGCGCGACCUACUUUCGCAGUCGAACUUAUCGACUGGAGACAGCUGUUUGAUCCGACGCGGUCAGGCGAGCGAGUAAUCUGUGCACCGGAGCGCGAGCGCGGUGGGCGCAUGGCGGCGGUCACGUGACGCCGCGCCAUGCGCGCCCGCUCGCCACUGUCGCUGUUGCUGGCUACGAUCGCCGCUAUCGCCGUCAUCCGUGCGGUUCCCCGCCAUGUCCCGGAGCCCACGUUUGCAUCACUGCUGCUCGUAGCACAGUCUGGCUGUCAGAUUGGGGACCCGUCCCUCUUUUCUCAAAAAAGUCUCGAACGCUAUGCUGCUUCCAUUACGCGCUAUUCUAAUAUAUCUCAUCCAUACCAUCUUCUUAACUACGAAGAAACUUGUGGCAUAAACUGGGAAACUACGGUGACGCGCCGUGCCUUGGCGACACUUGGAGCAGGCGGUGGAGUAAUCAUAUCGGGAAGACCGGGGACGACAGUGUGUAAUAGUGUGUCUUUAGCAGCGCGAGCGCUACAUCGUCCACAGCCGUCCAAGUGUAGCCACACGCAUGCGCGUGGCGCCGCUGUAGUUCAGCUAGCUAUGGACUUGCACUGGCGACGGGCAUUGUUGUUACCAACAAGCGGUGUGAACGAGUGUUCAGUGGCACAAUUGGAAGUCGAGAGGGCUCUCAUUGCGGCAGGUGUGCUCGUGAAACACAUUCUCACUAAUGCCGAGGACUCCACGCUCCGCCCGCAUGUGAUUAUCCUUUGCGAUUUAUCUAUAAAUGAAUUGAAUUUGGCGGGAAAUUUAAAUGAUACGGAAAUAUUGAUAUUACGCGUGGACGAUUCGAGAAUACUCAAGGUUUCUGAUUCGACGGACGAGAUAAAAAGCAAAAAUGAACAAAAUUUUCAAAUAAAAUCACCACCAACUUCGAACAUGAUAUUAUCAGAAUUUUUAUCAGAUUAUUUUGAUUCUUCUCAAAAAAUUAACUUACCAAGGCCGAUAUCUUAUAAUUCAAAUGAACUGUAUUCUUUGCCUGCAAAACAAAUCAAAUCUUUGAAGCGAAGCGUUCCACGUCGCACAAUACUAUUGGAAAAGCUAAAUUCGCUCAAUCUAACGAGCACAAACAGAAGUAAGUUUAAUAAUAGUUUGCAUUCAAAAAUGGAAAACAUAAGUUUCCUCCAAAAACGAGAUUCAGAAGAUAUAAACACUGAUUAUAUCAAUUCACAUCUAAAGAGCUUAGAGCUGGCAAUAAGUGAUCGUUUAUUAGUACUCACUGACGACGUUACAAAAAUCAUAUCAACAAGUCAAACUAUGUAUCAUGAAGUUCUUGAAGCUACUUUAACACAUUUAGAAGCAGAACGUAAGAGGCUGCAGUACACUACUGACGAGUUUUUCUUAUAUAAAAGUGUCAUUUUUAACACAAGUGUUAUAUGGAGGCGUGUUGCGAAAUUGACAGCUUUGUCGGAAAGAUCAGUUGUUUCAUCCAACGAAUGGACUACAAAAGUUGCCGUGGACUUACCUGGCGAGCUAGAACUAAAAAACUGGAGUAGAACACGCAAUCAAAAGUUUGAGGAGUUGAAAAUAAUGAAUAGAAUGGAAAUAACACAGUUAGUUGUUGUAAUGCUUUGUGUCGCAUGUACACUUUUAGGUGCACUGACGAUAGGCGCAUUUUACGUGAGACGCAAAUCUAUUCGACAUAUGCCAAGAAGACCACGAGUGGUUCCUCUUCUCGCUUCUGCUGAUUUCCAGUUCCCAGCUGAUGAACGUCGUCGGGUAGGUGAAGGUAUGGAAACCAUGCUUUCGUGGCUUCAACAAUUUCAUGAAUUCGGUGGCUCGGAACCAGAACGUCCAGAUUUACUAAAAAGGCCAGAGCCCCUUGUUCAAUCAGCCCCAUCUUCCACUUGCAGUGUCACACGACUUGCACCUGAUAGCCGUACCAGGUACAAGGGUGAUCCUGUCCACAUGAAAUACUUACCCGCUUCGACGCUUGAGUUACGUCGUAAAACUAUUGAUGUAUUGCUUUUGAUGCAAAGUCUGCGACAUGAGAAUUUGAACCCUUUUAUUGGUUGCUUAACGGAAAUCCGGCCCGCAUUGGUAUUCGAAGCAUGUGGACGUGGUUCAUUGGAGGAUGUACUGGUAGCUGAUGAUAUCCGGCUCGACUGGACUUUUCGGCUCUCUCUGCUCACUGAUUUAGUGCGCGGCAUGCGCUACUUGCAUACUUCGCCUUUGCGCGUGCACGCACGUCUCUCCUCGCGAAACUGCGUCGUUGAUUCUCGUUGGGUUCUACGCAUUACUGACUAUGGCCUGCCUUCAUUCACCUCCGCUCAGUCACUGCCUUAUCCUCCUCGAUCUGCUAGGGAUUUGUUGUGGACAGCUCCAGAGAUUCUUCGCGAAACCAGCUCAGAGACGGUUCCGGGUGGUACGCAGGCGGGUGAUGUUUUCUCAUUUGCUAUAAUUAUGCAGGAAGUUCUAGUUCGUGGCGAACCUUAUUGUAUGUUAUCUCUUACACCUGAAGAGAUAGUGGACAAGUUAAUACACGCACCACCGCUGAUUCGGCCGUCAGUCUCCAUGAGUGCUGCCCCGCCCGAAGCCGUAAGCGUAAUGCGACAAUGUUGGAGUGAACAGCCCGACUUACGGCCUGAUUUCAUUCGACUGUACGAAGUUUUUCGUCAUAUGCAUCGAGGGCGAAAAGUAAACAUAGUUGAUUCUAUGUUUGAAAUGUUAGAAAAGUAUAGCAAUAAUUUAGAAGAGUUGAUUAAGGAUCGGACUGAGCAACUUGAUAUGGAAAAAAAGAAAACCGAGCAACUGCUUAACAGAAUGUUGCCAAGAUCAGUAGCAGAGCGUUUGAUGCUGGGACUCCGUGUAGAGCCCGAGGAGUUCGAGGAGGUGUCGAUAUACUUCAGCGACAUCGUGGGAUUCACGUCGCUCGCUGCGCGGUCCACACCCGUGCAAGUAGUAGACCUGCUGAACGACCUCUACACGACUUUUGACGCAGCAAUAGAGCAGUACCGGGUCUAUAAGGUGGAGACCAUAGGCGACGCUUAUAUGGUAGUCGGUGGGCUACCUAUUCGUUGUAGCGACCACGCGGAGAACGUGGCCACGAUGGCUCUGCACUUGUUGCAUCUAGCAGGACGCUUUCGUAUCCGCCACUUGCCCGUCACGCCGUUGCAUCUGCGUAUCGGUUUGCACACGGGUGCGUGUUGCGCAGGCGUGGUCGGUCUCACUAUGCCGCGCUAUUGUCUGUUCGGCGAUACUGUCAACACCGCCUCUCGUAUGGAGUCCACAGGAGCAGCGUGGCGCAUUCAAGUGUCGUCGACGACCGCAGAGCGACUAGUCGCGGCGGGGGGAUACCGCCUGCGCUCGCGCGGCCUGACGCAGAUCAAGGGGAAAGGUGCCAUGCACACCUAUUGGCUGCUCGGAAAAGAUGGUUUCGAUAAGUCUUUACCGACACCGCCACCGCUCGAGUCUGAAGAAGUCUUGUUCGAGGCGGAAAGUGAAAAUGAUAUCGAAACGUGCGAUUUAUCCACCGCAAUCGAUAAAAAAUCUUCAGCGUCACAAUCCGUCGAACGACAGCGGUCGGACCCGUCUCCUACUGUUGAUAAAUUUUCCUGGCAACGCUCCGGUGCAGUUUCAGCGGAGAGUAGUCCCCCGCCGCCCUCUCUACCGCGCUGUCGCUAUUUACGCUCAUCUGUCUCUACGGUCGCUAGCCUUCUCGACACUCCGAGGCUCUCUGAUCGAUGGGCUUCGUCAGGAGCACGUACUUUACGGAGACAAUGGUCGUUAGAGCGUGGCGACGCGUUGGCAGCGGCAGCAGCCGAGACACCUGCCGCGGCCCCCGUCCCGCAUGUGGAGCCGCUGGCCCUGCGCGCGCCGCCCACGCGGCCGCCGCUGGCGCGCUACCGCACUCGCCGCGACACGUCCACGCUCGACGUCUCCGACCGGUAGCCGCGGCCGCGAGGCAGCUCGGAUCUUCCACAGCCCUCUCCCCGACAAUAAUUUUCGUAGUCGAGCUCAAGCCACUCGAUGUCUUUCAUCUUCCCUUUUUAGGUAUUAUGAAUGUUGUGAUCGAGUAGAAAUAUAGACUUAAUUUAUUUCGAAAAAUAUUUUUAUUACGAGCCUUCGAUUAAAAUAUCCAUUUAUCUCGGAUAAAAUUAAUUAUUUUUUAAUA